CGUCACCCGCGGGGGCGGGAGCGCGGUGCCGGUGCGCCGAGCGGAGCCGAGCGCAGCCGAACCGACCCGAGCGCAGCCGAACCGACCCGAGCGCAGCCGAACCCAGCCGAGCCGUGCCGGAGCUGGGCUGCUCCGGAGGGGAACAGAGACCUGCUGAGGAAUAACGGCAGUGCAGAGAACUCCUUUGACAAGCUUGAAUGGCACUUGGCUACGCCAGGGAAAGGCACGCAAGGGGAAGGUGUUGGAACUGCAGACGUGGAACCUUUCUGCACUGAAUGCAGCCGAUGAUAAAGUGAGUUUUGGUCUGCAAAAUAUUUUCUGCCCUCGAGCUUUCUGUCUGCUGAUGGGGAAGAAGGGGUCUGCCCGUACCGAAAAGGGAGGGAUGAGAAGGGCAAAGCUUUGCUGACUGUUGGGGACCCUUGCCAGAGCCUGGAUGCGCUUCGCUGGAGGGGAAAACACUGUCAAAACUUGUGGGCAGGGAGGAUUUGGGGCGGCGGAGGGGCCCUGGGGCUGCUCUGGGCUCUGCCCUGCCGUGAGGGCAGCAGCCAGCUCCCCUGGCACCGAGACACCAGGAACGCAGGUCCAGGCAUCCGGUUGUGCCACUGCCCUGCGCUUCGGCAUCAUUUGGGGGAUAUCAGAGAAGAGAAACAAGAAAUUGGAUGAAAAAUAUAGCAGCACUGAUCCUUAAGUCUCAAGAAAAAUAACCUUUCUGUUUUGCUAGACAUCUCUGGGCUGCGUUUAUCCACACUGCUUGGAAAGUCUCUUCUACCCCUUGGUUUGUCACACAGUUUAAAACAUUUUAUUCACAUGUGUGUGCUUGUAUCUAUUUUCACUGCAUUUGAGCGUCAUCUUGAAGCCAUGGGCAUCUCCAAGUAAUAAUGAAGCACGUGAUUUCCAACCUCGCAUAUGAUCUGGAAGCCCUUGGACUCUCUCUACUUUUCAAGUGACAAAGAGAAAAAGCUGAUAGAGGACAGAGCCCGCGAUGGCAGAGAAGUGCGACUGCAUCGCCAGCAUGUAUGGGUACGACCUGGGCUGUCGCUUCAUUAAUUUUCGCCCCUUGGGCUUUGGGGCCAAUGGGUUGGUGCUGUCAGCCCUCGACAGCAAGAGCUGCCGCAAAGUGGCAGUGAAGAAGAUCACCAUCAGCGAUGCAAGGAGCAUGAAGCACGCUUUCCGGGAGAUCAAAAUCAUCCGCCGUCUGAACCACGAUAACAUUGUGAAGGUGUACGAGGUGUUGGGGCCAAAGGGGACCAACCUGCAUGGGGAUUUUUUCAAGUUUAACAUGGUUUACAUCGUCCAGGAGUACAUGGAGACAGACCUGGCGCGGCUGCUGGAGCAGGGGAAGCUCGCUGAGGAGCACGCCAAGCUCUUCAUGUACCAGCUGCUGCGGGGGCUGAAGUACAUCCACUCAGCUAACGUCCUCCACCGUGACCUCAAGCCAGCCAAUAUUUUCAUCAGCACGGAGGACCUGGUCCUGAAGAUUGGUGACUUUGGGCUGGCCAGAAUCGUGGAUCAGCAUUACUCACACAAGGGUUACCUUUCUGAAGGCUUGGUAACGAAGUGGUAUCGCUCCCCUCGCCUCCUCCUCUCGCCAAACAACUACACCAAAGCCAUCGACAUGUGGGCAGCUGGCUGCAUCCUGGCAGAGAUGCUGACGGGAAGGAUGCUCUUUGCUGGGGGUCAUGAGCUGGAACAGAUGCAGCUUAUCCUGGAGACGAUCCCUGUUAUCCAUGAAGAAGACAAAGAAGAGCUGCUCAAAGUGAUGCCCAUGUUCAUCAAUAGCACCUGGGAAGUGAGGAAGCCACUGCGCAAGCUGCUCCCCGAAGUGGACAGUGAAGCUAUUGAUUUCCUGGAGAAAAUACUGACGUUUAACCCUAUGGAUCGAUUGACGGCAGAGAUGGGUCUGCAGCACCCUUACAUGAGUCAGUAUUCCUGCCCCGAGGAUGAGCCGGUGUCGCAGCACCCAUUCCGGAUUGAAGAUGAGAUUGAUGAUAUCUUACUGAUGGAAGCCAACCAGAGCCAGAUGUCCAACUGGGACAGGUAUCACGUAAGCCUCUCCUCUGACUUGGAAUGGAGACAUGAUAAAUACCAUGAUAUGGAUGAGGUUCAGCGCGACCCCCGGGCAGGGUCUGAAUCCGUCGCUGAAGAAGUACAAGUCGACCCACGGAAAUACUCACAAAGCAGCUCAGAGAGGCUCUUGGAGCUAUCCCACUCAUCUAUGGACCGAGUAUUUGAUGCCGAUUGUGGGAGAUCGUGUGAUUACAAAGUGGGAUCACCUUCCUACUUGGACAAGUUAUUGUGGAGAGACAAUAAGCCCCAUCAUUACUCAGAGCCCAAGCUGAUUUUGGAUUUAUCCCACUGGAAAAGAGCAACCAUAACACCUGCAGCUGAGCUAUCACUGGAAGAGGAACCAUCUAACCUCUUUCUGGAGAUUGCUCAGUGGGUGAAGAGCACGCAGGUGGGUCUCGAGUGUCCCACUUCUCUUCCGGAGAUUCAGGAACGGAGUCUGCCGGCUUCUCCUCACCAUCUCCACCAAGAACCCACAGAGGUGAACAAAGAAACAGACCCUGAGUUUAACUUGGACGUCUUCAUCUCCAGAGCACUGAAACUUUGCACAAUACCCGAGGAUAUGCCAGACAACAAGCUCAGUGACAUCAAUGGGGCCUGCAUAUCUGAGCACCCCGGUGAGAUUGUACAAACAGAGGUGUACCAGAAAGAACGAUGGUGAGGAACCCCGCACCGGGAAACCCCGCUGUGUCUCCCCGUUCCUCUCCAAUGGUGUGGCCAGUUCCCUGGAGCUGAGUGGCUUCUGUCUGUUAUUGAACAUCUGUUCUUUACACGACACUGAAUGCCUUUUCCUGAAAAGGCAAGCACAAACCACAUGCCCCUUUUGAUGCCUUAGAAAUACCUUUAAGGGAAUCAAGAGGUGUGAAUGAAAUAUUGAGUUUCUUACACUGCCUUAACACUCUUGCCUUGCAAUCUCUGGGACUUGUUUGAAACUUAAAUGUACUUGGGAAAAAUGACAGUACAUGAUAAGUUUACAAAUAGAAGGUCAAAUCAGCUUCUUUUCCUUUCUUUUUCUAUGGCAUCUUAAAAUGAUGAGGACAAAGUCAGUAUUUCUGUUAUGCAGAUUCCCUUCUGGUCUGAUGGGUUCUCAAACUGCCAAACUCUGAGCUCCCUUGAGGCACCCGUGUGCGUACAGGUGGUAUGGACAGAAGCGACCACGGGCUUCAAGUGUCCAUGGUCAGCCAGCAGGGAGUGGAAGUAGAGGUAGAGUUUGGCCAUCAAACAGAAAAUAACUCUUGGAGAAUAUUAAUGGGGAAGGAAUUUCACCUACAAAAUGUGGGCCGCUUUAUUUUUUUUGGUUGGACAACAAUAUUUUCACUAAGCGUGUUCUGCUUGUUUGGUUUCUCGCAUAAGUUCUCCCUUCCAUUGCACGGGGUAGGUCUGAGGUCUCCGAGUGCUUAGGAAGCCCCGUGUCAUGAUGCACUUCUGUACAACAGUCCGGUGCUGUGAGUCCUGUCUCAGGCAGAUCAGCUGAGUCUGGUGGUAAGGAGCUGAGAGCCAGAAAUUGGGCGUCUCCUGGUGCCUGGCACCACCAGCUACACGGACUCAGCAAGGGCAACCAGCUCUGCUGAUGAAAAAAUGAAUGAAACUACUACUGUUUUACCUUCCAACAAUGACACUGCGAAGAAAACAACAGUUCCUGUGGCAUCAGAUUCGUAACUGGCCACUGUGCUUCCGGCUUCUUUGGGAGACGCUGGUGUCAGCAGGCAACCGAGCAUGGUUUGUAAAUAGACACAAACACAACUGAUCUACUGUAACUUCUGUUUUCAUCCACACUUCUGAGCACCUUAAUAAUUAAUCAGCUAACAAAAGUUUGUAUAUGGGAGAUAUGUUCUAUACUUAUAUUUAAUCAAACCCGGCAUUUUUUUACAUGGAGAACCUGUAAAUAAUGUCAUAAAAGCCAGUCUCUGCUUUCUUUGCCAUCGUGUCACUGUGCGCUCCAGCAUGGUGAUGCUGCUUUCAUUUGUGAAAGAGAAACUGCUGUAUUUAGUUAACUUCCAGGGCUGUAUUUAACUAUUGCUCCUAUGCGAAUUAUUUCUACCCUUUUAACAAGCAAUCUGACAUCUAAAUGUCUUGAGAUAUGAAGAGAACUCUUGUGAGAUUCACAUGGUAACAGCAGCGUUCACUGUAUUAACCCCGGUUUCUGUUCUUGGUGGGACCAGGUACGGGUUUGGCUGUGGGAGAGCUCAUGCGAGGUGUUGACAAGCCCAAAAACUUGUUGCUAUCCUGAAGAUCUCUCCUUAGGCUGAUUGAAAUGCCGUUACUCCAGCUGUUUAGCGGCAUGGGGUGAAGGCUGACGGUUGCAUGUGUGGGAUCUGGUGGAAGUCCUGGCGCAGAGGUGGAGAAGGCAUCUGGAAGACAAAGCUUUUGGAG
Messenger RNA from Cuculus canorus (common cuckoo), 4437 nucleotides. RefSeq names its product mitogen-activated protein kinase 4 (gene MAPK4). Gene Ontology annotation, molecular function: MAP kinase activity; ATP binding. Gene Ontology annotation, biological process: intracellular signal transduction; protein phosphorylation; cell surface receptor signaling pathway. The coding region runs from base 983 to 2725 and encodes 580 amino acids. Lineage: Eukaryota; Metazoa; Chordata; Aves; Cuculiformes; Cuculidae. The record is from RefSeq and is a predicted model, not a curated record. Gene Ontology annotation, cellular component: cytoplasm; nucleus. The transcript is spliced from 6 exons.